AUGUCGGACCCGUUAGCACUCGUCUCCGUCCUCGCGGGUGUAAUAUCGCUUUCCGGAACAGUAAUCUCCUCGUCGCUCACGCUGCGGGACACCGUAGACCUGCUGCGCGCGAGAUGGGUCGCCAAAAUCAAGCGACUCGAGCCCUACGCCCUCCCCACAGUACUCUAUCCGCUGCUUUCACCACUAACUGACACUCUCGGAAUAAUGACGCAUAAUGUUCUCCUCGCCUCGGACACCACAACGCUCGACUACCGUGCGCGCCGCAUGGCUUCCUGCAGCAUGACGGGCGUCGCGGCCGCCCUUGUCGCACAAGUCACGAACACAUCUAUGCAGCAGGAGUUCACGCCUGCACUGCACUGGAGCGUGUCGGCGCUGUGGACAUGCGGGCUUGUGCUCUCGCUUCUGAGCGUGUACUACUCGUUUUUGCUGCACCACUGGCUGGCGGGAUUUGCGAGCGCGGACGAGGUUCGGAGAGCGUUUACCCACAGGGGACUGGUGACUAGUAGUCGCAGGGUCGAGGGGGUGCCGAGCCUGACAGUUGCUGCAAGGUUAUGGGUACCAGCAUGGUUAUUGAGUGCCUCGAUUGGAUGCUAUGUGCUGACGCUGGGGUUAUACUGGGCCCUGGCAUGGAAGGGAUGGUGGGGAGUGGGGGCAGAGGCGGGGAGGGGAAUAGGGAAUCGGAAUGUGUUUAUUUGUUAUAUCCUCACGGUGUUGGGGGCGGUGGCUGUAUUUACAGUUCCGAGCGCGGUGGGCAAGAUACUAGAGGAUGUGGAUAACCUGCAUUUAUACAGGGAGGAACUGAAGCAUGUUUGCCGGUCUGGACCUGAUGUGCCAGAUCCGGGGGUUUCAGCUGCUAAGUCUGUUGUAGGCAGAAACGAACAGAUCGGCGCGGCAGCCGUGGCUCUGUUAACUGCUGCAGAGGCGCAUAGAAGCGCUGGAACUGCGAGUAAGGGCUUGGCAGAUGAGCUGGACAGGUUGGUUGACGAGUUAGCUAGAGGAAAGAAGAAAGACGUGAGCAAGGUGAGAACGGAUGUUUAG
Molecule: messenger RNA, 1038 nt
Organism: Morchella importuna
Lineage: Eukaryota; Fungi; Ascomycota; Pezizomycetes; Pezizales; Morchellaceae
Exons: 4
Coding region: 1-1038 (345 amino acids)
Source: RefSeq, a predicted model, not a curated record